Babesia bovis T2Bo is the source of this 1282-nucleotide messenger RNA. Its product is annotated as putative integral membrane protein. The transcript has a single exon. Bases 79 to 1155 code for a protein of 358 amino acids. Lineage: Eukaryota; Apicomplexa; Aconoidasida; Piroplasmida; Babesiidae. The record is from RefSeq and is a predicted model, not a curated record.
UAAUACUACCAUGGAAUCCCAUUGUUUCGUGAAUAAAUCGCUACUAUUGAGUACUUGCUAGUAGAUUCCUAGAACAUUAUGGAUACCAGUAGCUGUACAACUAUAGUACUAGUACUUGUAUGGUUCUACCUGUGCUGCCAGGCACUGGCUUCAUUGGAGAGCGUGCUAGUAUCUACUGUACCGCUUGGACUAUGUCUAUGGCAAUGCAAGAAGGCUGGGUACCUCGUAUCCCCAAUGACAUGGGACCACUGGGUAUUAGUACUAUCACUAGUACUACUACAGCUAGUUGCAGUGGUAUUGGAGAAAUAUGAGAAACUAGAUUGGGGUCCCUCUCGCGUGGCACAUGGGCACAAAUGGGCACAUCCCAUUUACGCUAUUUCAGUGGUAUUAGUGGGUAUACUCGGUGGUACCCUAUACUGCGGUUGGAAGUGUAACCUAUUCUGUAGACCAUGCUGUAAGAGUCAGUACAUAUGCUACGGUAGUGCAGUAGUGGUAGUAUUAGUGGUACUUACCGUACUGGCAGUUACCGCAUCACUGGUACAGUUCCAAGUCAUUGGAGGAUCUGCUGGGGAGACAGAAAAGCCCAUCAUUCAAUACCUUGGUAAAAUAGUAGUAUGCUGUACCCAAUGCUAUUCUAUGUUGGUGCUGUGGAUUACUGUAUUCAGACUACCGUAUACACUACCGGAAGUGGUGGUACUGAUAGCAUCGGCACUGGCAGUGGCUUCUAUGGUGGCCUUGGCAGUGGCAUUACGGGGGAAAGCUGUGCAUUACAACAAUACUGAGGUCUACAUGUGUCUAGCAGCGCACUUGGUGACCCUGAGCAUUACCUGGUACUGCUUGGAGUAUAAAGCGACAUUCUGUUGUCCCAAGGAGUACGUGUGCCUCGGGGUACUGACAGUGGUACUACUGAUAACGUUGGUAGCGGUGGUAGUGGUGAUAGUGAUAGAUAUUGGAGAUGUCUAUGGCGACGAAUAUAAAUUUGAUGAUGUAAAAUACACCCUGCUGGGCUACUCAAUGGUGCUGAUGAUACCAACAUUGUGGUAUGCAUACCGAUGUGGUCUAUUUAAAUGGUGCAUCCCCAAGAAAAAGGGUCUCAAGGCUACUGACACUGCUGAGAACACGAUACCAGACAGUGAUAUCGCAAAGGAAUCAUAGUGGUGGGCAUGACUGCAGUAUUACACUACUAUCACUAUGACCCUGUUAGACUUGAUGGCCCAACUUUGGAUAGCUCAAUAUGAACUGGAACGUCCCAUGUGGAAGUGUAAUUUGUACUACGGAUAGU